AAUUAUAACAAUGGUUCAAACCUUCAAAUCAAACUGUACUUAGGUAUUUAUUCUAAAAAGCUUAACUUUAAACCACGAUUGACGGUUGUUUAUGCUCUAAACUUUGUAUUCGAUUUUUGUAAGUUUACACUAUUCGUCAAAGGCUGACAAGGUCGUGCAUAGUUAGCAGUUUAUUCGGAUUUGUUUAUUAUUUAGUGGAAUAUUCAAUUAUUACGAAUAAAUAUAAAUAUAUAUUUAAGUACUAUUUUUAAAAAUGUCUCAACUAGAUAAAAUUGUAGCAGCGUAUCGUAUAGCUACUCAAUACCCAGCAUUAACAUCUGCUAGAAUACUUGAUUGCUCAAAAACUUCUGUUAGUGUUCAAUCUGUUUGGAUUCAAAGGGUUUUGGAAAGGCAAGCCAAAACUAGGUUCCGUCAAACAAUUUUUUCAAAUUAUAAGACUUAUACUUCAGUAUCACCACCAACUGAUAUAACAAACGAGUUGAUAAGCGCCUACUCAAAAUCAAAUAAGCAUUUUUGUGUCGUCAGAGAAGUGGAAUCUGGAAAAGAAAUCAAACAGUACUUAGAAGUAUGGACUGAUUGUUCUCUGGUAAAAAAUUAUGACUUGAGUGCUUUAGAUGUGCAUGGAAAAAUUUAUGCUGAUGCUGAAUUUGGAACUUUAGAGUGGUCUCCUGAUGAAACAAAAAUUGUUUAUAUUGCUGAAAAAAAGGUCCCAAAAUCUGAACCGUUUUAUAAACAAAAAUCAAAAGCAUCAGCUGAUAAAGAUGGUGUUAAUAAUGACACUGUGCCGGGUAAAGAAUAUGAUUGGAGCCAAGAUUGGGGUGAACAGUUGGUUGGAAAGAUUACUCCAGUUUUGGUUGUGUGUGAUAUAAAAACAGAUAGCAUAGAUGUUCUACAAAAUAUUCCAAAUAAUGUUAAUCCUGCAACUGCAACAUGGAUACCUGAUGGAAAUGGAGUUGUGGCAAUUGGUUAUACAAUCACACCUCGUAAAUUGGGUCUAAUUUACUGUACAAAUCGUCCUAGUCAUGUAUUUUCUCUCACGUUAAGUGGCGAAUAUACUAUACUGAGUUCCGAUUCAAAACAAUUGUCUGUGAAAAGUCCCAUAUUCAAUAAGAGUGGCACAAAGCUGGUAUGGUUAGAACGCUUAGCAGAUGGACCACAUCAUUCAUGUUUUAAAUUAAUGUGUUGUAAUUGGUCUACAAAAGAGAUUACUACGGUUGUUGAUUUUGAUAAUAAAAUACUUCAAGUCGACAAUGAACAAUUACCAUUCUAUGGCCUGUAUAAUCAAACAAUACCAAGUAGAAGUUGGCUGAAUGAUGACAAAAUUAUUGUACUAAGCACUCCUCAAGGUGGUUCGAUACAUACAUUUGCUAUUGAUACUGAAUCAAAAGAUAUUCAUUAUCUUCCAAUUACAAAACCAUUUCAUGAAUCUGUUAGUGUAUUAGAUGUUUUCAAUGAUGUUUUAAUUUGUUAUAAAUCAUCGCUAAAUAAACCUGGACAAUUAUUUGCUAUCAAAAUAACUUCUAUGUUUGAAGGGUAUAAUUUUUCCAAUAUUUCUAUUCAUGAAAUUUCGCCAUCUCAUAGUCUUCCUAAUAGUGACAACUUUGUUGUUGAGCAUGGUUAUACUCUAUACAAUAAACCUACAACAAUUUUCUAUGGACCAAAAGACAGUAAUUGUCCUUUGAUUAUAUGGCCUCAUGGUGGUCCUCAUUCAGCGUCUUUAGACUCAUUUAUUGCUGAUGCUGCAUUCUUCAUUCAAAUAGGUUUUGCUGUGUUAUUUAUCAAUUACAGAGGAUCAAUAGGGCUCGGUAAAGAUUAUGUUGAAUCAUUACUUGGUAAUAUAGGUGAUGCUGAUGUUAAAGAUGUUUAUAAUGCCGUGCAAUCUAAUCCUUCGUGGUCAAAUAGAAAGUUACUGUUGUAUGGUGGUUCACAUGGUGGUUUUUUGGUAACACAUUUAAGUGGACAAUAUCCAUCUGCGUUUAAAGCAGUGUGUGCUUUGAACCCCGUUACUGAUCUUAUAACUAUGUUUGGGACAACAGAUAUUCCUGACUGGAAUAUUACAGAAGGUGGUAAUAAUUACUCUGAAGUAGAUAGCUUGGCAAAUUCCAAAGAAAUUUUGAUGAAAUUAGCAGAUUGUUCGCCAUGCAAAAAUGUUCAUAAAGUUCAAGCUCCUACACUUUUAUUGCUUGGUGAAAAAGACUUACGUGUUCCCCCGUCUCAAGGUCUGGCUUAUUACCAUCUUCUUAAGAAGCACGGUGUUACAGCUAGAGUUUUGAUGUACAAUGAUUGCCAUCCAUUAAGUACUGUUUCCGCAGACAUGGAUAGUUCAAUAAAUACGGCACUAUGGUUUAAAAAGUAUUCAAGUGAUGUUUCCGAAUAAUUUAUUAAUCUUUACUAAUAUAGUAUAGUUAUAAAUAUAAUACAUUAUUUAUGGGUUUUCAUCCUAUCUAUGACUUUUUUUCCAUCAGUAGUAAAAUUAAAACACUUAAUUAUUGUAAUGUAAAAUUUUUAUUAUUAAAUGAAAGUGAUAUUUAAUUCAAAUUUAUAUAAAUUUAUAUUAAAAUUCAUUAUUUAUA
Rhopalosiphum maidis (corn leaf aphid) is the source of this 2573-nucleotide messenger RNA. RefSeq names its product acylamino-acid-releasing enzyme-like. The transcript is spliced from 13 exons. NCBI's taxonomy places the organism in Eukaryota, Metazoa, Arthropoda, Insecta, Hemiptera, Aphididae. The record is from RefSeq and is a predicted model, not a curated record. Bases 254 to 2377 code for a protein of 707 amino acids. Gene Ontology annotation, molecular function: serine-type endopeptidase activity. Gene Ontology annotation, biological process: proteolysis.